UCCCACUUGCACCCCAAGGUCUCUGCUUGCCACCCGGUCCCCCCUUGCCCCCUGAGAUCCCCACCUGCCCCCCCAGCCCAAGCAGGUAAGCAGAGGGGUGGCAGGGGCACUGCCAGGUGCCCACCCUCCUUCUCUUCCUCACCCAGGGGCCUUGGCAGCAGCUCCUGCCCUGUCCCCAGGCCGGGGGGGGGGACACUGUGGGCACAGGGGCCCUGGCAGAGCCCACAGGGCCCUGGCAGCCGGGUCGGGGGGGGGCUGGUGACGGGGUGGCAGGGAAGGAUCUGGAGCUGCUCCCUGCAUUCCCCUUUUCACCAAAAAUCGCCUCCCUGCAGCGCAGCCGGCACGGGAUACCUGGCCUGGGGUGGGAGCCUGGGGCCAGCUCGGCCCCCCCCGCCCCGUGCCUCAGUUUCCCCGGGGAGGAAACGUCCCCCUGGCUGCGUUUCGCAGCUCCGUCCGCUGUAGGUGACAGUGCAAACACCCAGAGGGGGUGAGGCCGUGACGCAGAGGGAAGAAGGGGUUUCCAGCCGGGCCGUGCGCCGCAGGAUUUCCCCUUUCUCCCUCCCCAGUCCCCCGCGCCGGGCAGAGCCGGCCAUGGAGUUCUCGGAGCUGAUCAAGACGGCGACGGUGGAGAACGUGCUGCUGUCGUGCGCGGGGCUGCCGGCGGUGAGGGGCACCCUGUGCAUCACCAGCCACCACCUGCUCCUCUCCUCCUGCCCCGGCGGGGACGUGGAGCUCUGGCUGCUCAUCCGCAACGUGGACGCCGUGGAGAAGAGAGUGCAGAAUUUAGGCUGGUACCAGCCCCCCCGGACUAACAGCUCCGCCCGGGACACCAGGCUCACCGGCUCCUCCGGCACCAUCACGCUCCGGUGCAAAGACCUGAAGGUGCUGCAGCUGGAGAUCCCGGGCAUGGAGGAGUGUCUCAACAUCGCCAGCUCCAUCGAGGCCCUCUCCUCGGUGGACUCCGUGAUGAUGAUGUACCCGUUCUUCUACAGACCCCCGAGCCUGAAGCUCGAGGAAGGAUGGCACCAGUUCCCCCUCGAGCAGUACUUCCAACAGAUCUCCUCGCAGACGAGCCAGUGGCGGCUGAGCACCGUGAACCAGGACUUCAGCACCUGCCCCACGUACCCUCCCGCCGUGAUUGUGCCGGCGGCCGUGGGCGAUGAGGCCCUGAGAAAGGCUGCCCGGUUCCGGCAGGGCGGGAGGUUCCCCGUCCUCAGCUACUUCCACCCCAAAAACCGCACCGUGAUGCUCCGCAGCAGCCAACCCCUGACGGGACCCAACCGCAGGCGGUGCCGGGAGGACGAGACGCUGCUGGGGACGAUCCUGGACGAGGGGGAGAGGGGCUUCAUCAUCGACACACGCUCGGCCCAGGCAGCAAAGCAGGCUCGGAUGACCGGGGGAGGCACAGAGCCCAAAUCCUCCUACCCACAGUGGAGGAGGCUGCACCGGCCCCUGGAGAGGGGCCGCCCGCUGCAGGAGAGCUUCGCCAAGCUGGUGGAAGCCUGCAGUGACCCCUCCCUGAGCAUGGACCGGUGGCUGGGCCGGCUGGAGAGCAGCCGCUGGCUCAGCCACGUCAAGGCAGCCCUGAGCACAGCCUGCCUGGCUGCCCAGUGCAUGGACAGGGAGGAGGCCACGGUGCUGGUGCACGGGGCGGAGGGGACGGACACGACGCUGCUGGUGACAGCGCUGGCCCAGGUGAUCCUGGACCCGUCCUGCCGCACCCUGGUGGGAUUCCAGGGGCUGCUGGAGCGGGAGUGGAUCCAGGCCGGACACCCCUUCCACCUCCGCUGCGCCCACUCCGCCUAUUCCCACGCCCGGCUGAAGCAGGAGGCACCGCUUUUCCUGCUCUUCCUCGACUGUGUGUGGCAGCUGAGCCGCCAGUUCCCCUUCUCCCUGGAAUUUGGGGAGCGCCUCCUCCUCUCCCUCUUCGACAACGCCUACGCCUCGGCCUACGGCACCUUCCUCUGCAACAACGAGAAGGAGAGGAGCCUGUGCAAGGUGAAGGAGAGCACACACUCGCUCUGGGCCUGGCUGAACCGGCCUGAGGAGCAGCAGAAGCUCCUGAACCCUCUCUACUCCCACAACGCCCUGGUGAUCUGGCCCUCCGUGGAGCCCCAGAGCAUCCAGCUCUGGCAGGGUUUAUUCCUCCGUUGGAUCCGUCCAUCCCAGCACCUGGAUGAGGCCUGGGCAGAGAUCCAGCGGUUGGUUGAGGAAAACAACACCCCUGCCAAGGAAAGCACAGGGAACAGGCUGAGCCAGUCCCUCUCUGACCACACUGCUGGGAUGGAGAACAGGAGAUGAAGGGCAGCACGGGCAGUUCAGUCCCAUGGGAUGCCAGGACAAGGCAACACUGAAGCUUCCUGUGGGAAGUGCUGUGCUGGACACAGACCCCACGGACAGCUCUGGGAGGGAGGAACAGACACCCUUUCCCAGCCUUUGGGCUGCCCAGACUGAGCUUGUUUCAGUAAAGCCUCUCUCCCAGCCCACACUGGCAUUCCGCUCUUCCAUAGGGGCAGGAGGAAGAUGCUCCUUCCCAGUGGGAUUUCGGCAGCACUUGUGGAUGGCUGUGGAGCAGGACAUCAACCUGCCUGCCAGCCAGGCACAGCAAAACCAGGAGCUCACACUAAACCAACACCCUCUCCACAGAAGGCACAGAGGCUGCAGCCUCACUGUUCCAUCAGCUGUUCCAAGCUGGGAGAGCCGGGCUGGGAAUUCUGCCCUUGAACCCAGAUUUGAGGAAGGAAAGAGAAACAAACCACCCCUCUCGACAGGCAGGGUGAGACAGGGGGGAAGGAUGAGGAGCACGAGCUCCUAGAGCAGGAAAUAACUGUUCCAUGAGGAAAGUUGGCCCAGGGUCAGCCCAGCAGAUAAACAAAGCGGCCGGGCCGGGCGCGUGCGUGUCAGCUGGAAAACAAUUCCUGGCUGCUGCACUUCCAGCCUCUUCACACUUCAGGGCUGGACCUGAGGGUCACUCCCUGGGAAAGAGUUAAGCCAGGAUGGGCAGAGGUCCCGGGAGGAGCAGCACUGUCUGUCUGUCCAUGGGUGUGGAACAAGGC
Messenger RNA from Lepidothrix coronata (blue-crowned manakin), 3056 nucleotides. Its product is annotated as myotubularin-related protein 9-like. The transcript has 11 exons. The record is from RefSeq and is a predicted model, not a curated record. Lineage: Eukaryota; Metazoa; Chordata; Aves; Passeriformes; Pipridae. Gene Ontology annotation, biological process: negative regulation of autophagy. The coding region runs from base 592 to 2301 and encodes 569 amino acids.